AUGCCGGGUCAGCACGGCGAUCAGGGAGAAGUUCCAGUGAGCGUUUUCCAGCGCAGCGUGGUGAGAUUGUUUCGGCUCAUGAAGAUGGACCGACAGGCCGAUGAUUUCUCGGCGGACGAAUAUGAUGUGGAUGGUUCUGGUGCUGUGGGCUGGUACGAAUUCGUGACGGUUUGGCGGAAGGCGGAUGUCUCCGUCAAAUUGUCACUACCCGAGCGCUUCUUUGUGCUGAUGGAAGAGCCAACUUCAUCCUUUGCUGGGGUUGUUGUGAGCGCGGCGCUGAAUUUCUUGAUUUUUGGCUCCUGCGUUGGCUUCAUGAUCGGCACCAUGCCAGAUAUGAAGACUGCUCCAUGUGAUCGUUGCGAGCCUGAGCAAAUGAGGGAGUUCAAGGUCUUCGAAUCAUUUUGUGUCGGCGUAUUUGCGCUCGAGUACUUGGUUCGAGUGUGCACUGCCCCCUUCACACGAUCUGAACUCUUGCACUACGAAUCUGUCCUGGAGUUUGUCACAGAACACCAGGUGUCCUUCAAUCCUUCUCGCUUGCUGCGAUUUGCAUAUUUUGUCAUUCAGCCAAUGAAUUUGAUUGACCUUUUCGUGAUCGUUCCUUUCUUUGUAGAAGCAGCGCUACAAAGCUCAAGCGCAUCCAACUUCACCGUUCUUCGCGUCCUGCGUUUGACGCGUCUCUUCAGACUGGUAAAGUUAGGCAAGUCCUUCGAGGUCUUGCAAAUCAUUGGGCGAGUCUUCCACAAGUCCAUUGCCAUGUUUUGGGUUUUCGCGGUGAACUUUUCUUUGGCCAUGUGCUUCUCAGCUGCGACGAUCUACUUCGUGGAAGGUGGCGAAUGGGAUCCCGACGAGAUGAAUUGGAUACGAAUUGGUCAUGACGGUGCCAGAUCGCCAUCGCCUUUCCAGAGCAUUCCACACUCCUUCUGGUGGGUCAUCGUGACUUUCACCACAGUUGGAUAUGGCGAUGUGGUGCCCGAAACGUUCCUGGGGAAGAUGAUCGGUGCAAGCAGUAUGAUCGUGGGAAUUAUCGUUUUAGCCCUGCCCAUCAGCGUCAUCUCCACAACCUUUGGGGAUGUAUGGCAUGAAUGGAAGGAGGAGCUUCGUUUAGAUGCCAAGUCCAAGGAAGAAGACAUGAAGAGCGUGGAGCUGGCCCUGCAAGUGAUCCAGAACCGCACCUUUAUGCAUGUGGAGAUCUAUGACCAUUUUGAGCGCUAUCCCGCUGAGUUGCUGGGUCAGACUGAAUGGAAGUCUUUGCCCAUUGAUUCCAAAGAGAAGGUCGAAGUGGCUGAUGCAUCCUACAGCUUGCAUCCGAAUGAAGAGAAGGGGCUUGUGGAAGGUGACUUGGGUCAAGUUGUGGUGGGCUACACCUGGACUCCUGCCAAAUAUGAAGCCGACGACGAUCGAUACGCGGGCACUUUAAAGGUCAGACUACAACGAGCUGAAGGAAUUCUGAAAAGCGAUUGGAGAAAGGAAGGCCGACGAAAUGUCUUUGCCGUGGUGCGAUGUUGGCCGAAGCCUCCCAGAAGUGGAUGGAUGGGCCAAGGCUUUGAUCAGCAGCAUUGCACCAAGAUAGCGAUGGGCACCUUGAGCCCCGUUUGGGAAGAAUCCUUUGAGUUUGACUUCGACUGGCCCCGCGAUUGGAGACCGCAGAAGGUGACAGAGGUAGAAGCGCAAACGCGGAGCCGUGUUGAGAUAUCACACCCAAUAUCUCUGAGGAGAGGCAACUCAGCCACCUCCAACACCUCCAUACGACGGUCCAAGUCACAGGUCCUGCGCAGAGGGAUUUCCCGAUCUGCAGUCCUAGACGAGGAGGAGGAGCCGGACGUGCAAAGCCGGCAGGUCAUGCGACUGAAAGCAGAGGUAUCGUCGAUGACUCGCAGCCUGCGUCGUUUGGAAACUCAGCUGGUCGACUUGCUGGAAGUGCAAGGCACGCCGCAAAAUUUGUCAACCACGCUGAGACCGCAGAUGAUGGAAGCACCAUCCAGUCCAGCCUGUGAGCCACCACCCUUCGGAAGUCUUGGCGUGGACGGUCCUUUGAGCCCACUUAGCGAAACAAGUCCGAUACAAAGCCCCAGUCACAGCCCGGGCUAUGGCGGCUAUGACAGGAGCGUGACCUCCAGACUCUCCGACCGCAGCAACGAAUUCGGCGAGCUCAGCCGGAUGUCAGGGCAAUAUGGAUCCCAGGCAUCCCAGGAAUCGGAGUCUGAGGGGCUCAUGCUGCCUGGAUCUCCUGAUGACCUUCGAUGA
Messenger RNA from Cladocopium goreaui, 2244 nucleotides. NCBI's taxonomy places the organism in Eukaryota, Dinophyceae, Suessiales, Symbiodiniaceae. The record is from the annotation of a GenBank genome assembly.